Molecule: messenger RNA, 390 nt
Organism: Phaethon lepturus (White-tailed tropicbird)
Lineage: Eukaryota; Metazoa; Chordata; Aves; Phaethontiformes; Phaethontidae
Gene: VPS37D
Product: vacuolar protein sorting 37 homolog D (S. cerevisiae)
Exons: 3
Biological process (GO): protein targeting to vacuole; protein targeting to membrane; ubiquitin-dependent protein catabolic process via the multivesicular body sorting pathway
Cellular component (GO): ESCRT I complex
Source: RefSeq, a predicted model, not a curated record
UUUCAGAGUCUGCAGCUGGAGCAGGAGAUCUGUUUGGCUUCAAACUGCACCCUGGCCAGGGUGAACCUGUCCCUGCGUCCACGGCUGGAAGACGGAAAGGCUGCCCUAGCCCUCAAGUACCAGGAGCUGUGGGAGAUACGAGAGGCAUGUUGGGACAAGCAGCAGCGCCUGGAGGCGUACCUGGAGAAGUGGAGCCCACAGAGCGCCCUGGGCCAGCUCCAAGCCAAGCUCAAUGCCUCUGAGGCAGAGUCGGAGGCCCAGAUAGAGCAGUUCCUGUCCCAGGACCUGCCCCUCGAUUCCUUUCUGGAGUCCUUCUACCAGAGCCGCACGCGCUCCCACAUCUGCCAGACGCAGCUGGAGAAACUGCAGGAGCUGCUGCAGAAGGACCAG